Molecule: messenger RNA, 531 nt
Organism: Paraglomus brasilianum
Lineage: Eukaryota; Fungi; Glomeromycota; Glomeromycetes; Paraglomerales; Paraglomeraceae
Source: the annotation of a GenBank genome assembly
AUGCCAAAGAAUAAAGGGAAGGGAGGGAAAAACAGAAGAAGGGGAAAAAAUGAGAAUGAAUCCGAAAAAAGAGAGUUGAUCUUUAAGGAGGAUGGACAAGAGUAUGCCCAAGUAGUUAAAAUGCUUGGCAAUGGUCGAUUGGAAGCUCAAUGUUUCGACGGAGAAAAACGCCUGGCACAUAUCCGUGGUAAACUCCGUAAAAAAGUUUGGAUCAAUCAAGGGGAUAUCAUUCUUAUCUCUCUACGAGAUUAUCAAGAUUCAAAGGCCGAUGUUAUCCUAAAAUAUACGACCGAAGAAGCUAGAAAUCUCAAAGCGUAUGGAGAAUUACCGGAAAAUGCUAAAAUCAAUGAAGGUGGAUUGGGCUCGGAUGAUGAUGAAUGCAACUUUGAAUUCGAUAUUGAUGAGAUAAGCUCAAAAGUAUUAAGUGUAAUCAUGUACCAUACACGAUCUCCAUUCUACCCAUCUAAAUCUAAUCUCGUCGAUUAUUUUCUCCUUUCUCUAAUUAUCGAAAAAUACUCCGGCCAGGAGUAG